AUGCUACGACUGUCUGGUCUACGAGGAAUUUUCAAACAAAGAGUUUCACGGGCAGAAGAACUUUUAUCAUGGAGCAUCAAAAAUCCCGGCUGGGAAAACACAUACAUAAGCAGCUUAAAGUCCCAAUUCAUUCCUAUAUUUGGAGUAUUAGGAAAAAUCAUAUUGAAGCAUGGCCAAAAGCUCAAUGGUGUACAAUCUUCGAAAAGAAGUUCCUCAUCUACGAGGCGAAAAAGGAAUGACUCAAAUGUUAUUAAUCCAAGGAUUAUGGCAUACAAGUAUACCAAGACAGAGCCAUUAGUCAAUAAUGAUUUAUCGAAAACUGCAUUCCUAACUUAUAUUUUAGAACUGAAGAUGUUUUCGGAUAACGACAUCGAGUAUAUCACUACCAAUUUUUUGAACUUGUUUGACCUAGUUGGGUCGUUUUCUAGUCCUCAAGUAGUCGAUUUUAUCUGUCAGAUAUGGGCAGAAGUUUUUACGAAAGAUAGAAGUAUUGAAUCUGUUCAUCAUCUUCAGGAUAAUUUUUUGCGUCAUAGAAGAGCCUUAACACAUCUUCUUAUUAAUUAUCGAGCUUAUGAUCUUUAUGAGAAAGUUAUGGAACCACUUUUGAGAAAUCCAGAACAAUACGGCUUCACUGAAUCGUGGUGUGACACUCUUGCAAAAACAUUACGAUUUAAAAACGAUUCAUAUGGCGUCCUAAGCUUCAAUAAUAACGGUAUAUCAAAAUUUUUGAAAGAUGAAUCGAUUGAAGUUGACACCCGGAGAAAGCUUUUGGCUAUUUUUCUUAGGAAAGGGCUCCUUUAUAGUAAUGACGUUAAUGAAAAGUACUCUAUUACGAAAUACUACAUUGAACAUUUAAGAGAUUUGAAUGAUGAUGAUUUCUUUUUCAUGGACCAAAAAUAUUCUGUUUAUAACAAAUCACUUAGACUUAUAAACUCGAUAUCACAAUCCUUACCCGAUCAUCUCGACAGAUUGAGAGCAAUUAUGCUUUCAAGUAGCAUUAAAGAAAAAACAUCCUUUUUAAAUUUCAUGACCUCAACAAUGAUCGCAAUUUUGCCAUAUGCUCCAUCGAAUUGUUUAAAAUACUGGGAAUAUAAGCAUGAAAUCUAUGAAAAAUAUAAUAAGACGAGAAACAACGUGCUUAACUACAUGGACUUGAAAUGUGCCAUGAUAUCCUUGUGUGAAUUGAAUUUGCCACUGGAAGCCUUAGCUUUAUAUCAGCGAUUUCCUCAGCUACAUCAUGAAGUGCAAAUUGAAGUUUUGUUGCGUAUCAGCGAUAGCAUGAAAGACUACAAAUUACUUCAAAAUCAGUUUGAGGAUAUGUAUGGCAAAGGACAGCUUCCCCAUGUUAUUCAUUAUAGCAUUGUAAUGAAUGCAUUAUCCAUAAUUGGAGCAAUAGAAAAAGUUGAUCAGCUUUAUCAUCAGCUACAGAAAAGAAACCUCCAACCUUCUGCCGAAAUAUAUGCAGCUUUGAUAAAAUCAAGGCUCCAUAAAGGCAACAUAGAAGAUGCAAAGAAUUGGAUUCGCAUAUAUGAAGAUGGAGUGGAAAAAGGUGAAGUUGAUGAGCCUGUAUCAGGUUCCUUUUGCAACCUACUAAUCGACUAUUAUAUGAAGUCAAGUGAUUACGAAUCUGCAAAACAAUUGUUUGAUAGUAUAAUAGAAAAGGGGCAAGACAACCUACUUAAUAGCGAUAUACUAUGCAAGCUUAUUAACUUCGCUGCUACAAGCUAUAGGAUUGGAGAGGUAGAACGUAUUAAAUCCAUUGCAUUACAAAAAAACUUAGUAUCGGAAUCCUUUUAUAUUGAGCUCAUCAGAGCAUACAUCAGAUUAGAUCAGUAUGAAAGAGCUGAUGCCAUUGUCUUUGAAGCUCAUAGCUAUUCAGAUGUCCCAUUCUCGAGUGCUGAAAUAUAUAAAUCCCAGUUGAGAAAUUAUAGAUUUUGGUUUAGGGUUGCAAGGUCAGAGCAGGUACGGCGAAUGAUUCUGAAAAGAGCAGACUUUAUCAUCAGCCGGAUUGAUGACCAAAAAAUAAGCUUAAGAAAAAAUCAUGGACUUUAUAAUGAAUGUAUCAAGUUUUUCAUUGCAAAGAAUGAUCUAGCAAGAGCUAGGGUCUAUUUGAAAGAAGCUAAAAAUCAUGAUGUAAUAACAGAACAUCAUUUCACUCCUUUGUUAAAGCAUUAUUCAAACCUAGGGAAUUUUGAAAGUAACUCAAAAAUUUUGGAUUUAUAUAGAGAGAUGGUUAGAGAAAACAUUCAAGUUACUACUAAUACCUAUGUUUAUUUAAUGAAGGCUUUGCUUCAAUUGGAUGUUCAAAAUCAAAAUGGAUACAAAAACUCCUAUGAACUUUUAAAAUCCGUCUUCGAAUUAAAUGGUUUGUCAAUUUCACCAACGGCUGAGAAUAAAGGAAAUGACUAUGAUCUUUCUGAUUCUUCGGUUCAAUUGUGUCGAAUUGUGUCUGAAUAUGUCACUGCGACUGCUCAGAAUAACAACUCUAGUUUGGAUCUUUUGGUCAGCUUUCUUGGUCAGAUUAAGCGUAGACUAGGAAGCAAGCUUACCACCGAAUUUAAGUUUGUAUUAUAUACCGAGAUGGGAAGGCUAUAUCAAAAGCAAGGCAACCUAAAGUUGGGCGAGAAUUUGGUGUCCAGCGGUCUUGAAGAAUUGAGUCAUACUAUAUCUAAAUACGUGGAAGAAUAUCCAUUCCUCGAUGAUGAGAUUAGGGUCCCAACGAAAUUACAACUGGAAUAUCGAAGCCUUUUCGACUUGAAAUUAACUUCAAUGAGAUCAUCUAGCCGUGGCCCUCAUGAAUACUUGAAUUCGCUUAACAAGGCUUCUAAUUGUCGCGUCAGACUAUCAGGUUAUCAGUAUUCUCGUUUAAUCUCCGAAAUCUUGAAGCUAUCAAACAAAGAGGUUCUUCCUAUCGUGUUGUCGGUUUGUGAAGAGUAUUUAGUAUCUGGAAACUGGGUUGAAUCCAAAAUUAUGAGAAAGCUUCAGUAUUUAUACAAACUUUUAAUACUCUACUAUGUUAGGACUGUUGGUUCAGAUUUUGUCAAAGAAUCGUUUGGGAUAUUGAAUCGUUAUUAUAAUGUUAGAGAUCUCCAUGCGUUGGAGAAAGAAUUCAAAAAUAUUUCGAACCCACUAGCUGCUUUGAAAAAAGAACUAGAUGUGUACAAUCAUUUGGUAUAUAAAACGUCACAAUGGUCUAUUGAUGAUUUGUUGAACUAUAUUCCCGAGUUUUUCGUUCCUGAGAGACAUAUACCAACACAAAACAAGAUCAGUCCCUCAUUACUGAGUGAAAUAUGGAGACUAUUUUCUAAGUUUUCCAAGAACGAUCAAAUGUACGCCUUCAAGUUGAUGGACGAGUUCCCAGAAACGGUAGAGUAUUUGUUGUAUAACGGUCCUGCAAGACUCCGCCUAGUAGCGUUCAGAGCUGAAGUAGAUAAAAUUGAACCUCCUCCCAAAAGUGACCAACAAGAAGAUGUUGAAUCAAGAUACGAUCGUGCUAUAAGAGCUCUCAAGUACUUGAAAAGAGAAUCCAUAACCGUCUAA
Messenger RNA from Priceomyces carsonii, 3540 nucleotides. RefSeq lists its product as uncharacterized. Lineage: Eukaryota; Fungi; Ascomycota; Pichiomycetes; Serinales; Debaryomycetaceae. Bases 1 to 3540 code for a protein of 1179 amino acids. The record is from RefSeq and is a predicted model, not a curated record. Gene Ontology annotation, molecular function: protein binding; mRNA binding. The transcript has a single exon.